Messenger RNA from Cladocopium goreaui, 1353 nucleotides. Lineage: Eukaryota; Dinophyceae; Suessiales; Symbiodiniaceae. The record is from the annotation of a GenBank genome assembly.
AUGUCGAAUGAUUUGAAGAAUAUCAGCGCCCCUUCUGUUUCUCGGCGACGCUUUCUUGGUACUUCGGCCGCUGCGGCGGCAACGGCUGUUUAUUUCCCCUAUGGUGCGAAGGCGUUCGCGAACACGGCCAAGAACGAUCGGCCGAUCAUUGGCUGCAUUGGCGUGGGCAGCAUGGGCACUGGCGACGCACACGGGCAUAACCAGUUCGGCGAUAUUGUGGCCGUGUGCGAUGUCGACUCUCGACAUGCCGAACGAGCCAAGGCAGACGGAAACAUCGGCAAGGGUAAGGCCGACGCAUAUGGCGAUUAUCGCAAGGUGCUCGAACGAGACGACAUCGACGUGGUGAGCAUCGUCACGCCCGAUCACUGGCACGUGAAGAUCGCCAUCGAAGCGUUACAGGCUGGCAAGCAUGUCUUCUGCCAGAAGCCGCUCACGCUCACGCUGGAAGAGAACCUGCUGGUUCGUGACGCUUGCGACAAGCAUCCUGACCAGGUGUUCUUCAUCGGCACGCAACAACGUAGCGACGCCGACCGUUUCCUGCGGGCGAUCAACAUGGUGCAAAAAGGCCUGCUGGGCGAUAUCCAAAACAUCGUCGUCGGCAUUAAUGGUGGUGUGGUGGGAGGCCCCUUCCCCGUGGUCGAGCCUCCGAAGGAACUCGAUUGGGAUAUGUGGCUCGGGCAAGCACCCAAGGUCGAGUAUCGCGAGCCGCGCUGCCACUACGAAUUCCGCUGGUGGUAUGAAUACUCAGGCGGCAAGUUCACCGACUGGGGCGCGCACCAUGUCGACAUCGCCACCUGGGCGAUCGGGGCCGACAAGCAAGGUUAUGGCCCGACUGAAAUCGACGGGACCGAUGCCAAGCAUCCGGUGCCCUUCAAAGAUGGCUACCCCACGGUCGACGAUUCGUACAACUCGUCGCACGACUUUGCCGUGCACUGCAAGUUCCCCACUGGAACCAACAUGACCGUGACCAGCCGGGGCGAUAAUGGUGUGUUGUUCGAAGGCACCAAGGGUCGUCUGUUUGUCAGUCGCGGCAAGAUUGCUGGCACCCCCAUCGAAGAGAAUUGGGACGAAGGUCAGUUCACCGCGGACGAUCUGGCCGCCCUGUACAAAGGCAAGCCGCACGAAGGUCACAAGCAGAACUUCUACCGCUGCAUCGCCGAAGGUGGGCUGCCCGUCUCAGAUGUUUACUCCCACGUGCAAGCGAUGCACACCUGUCAUUUGUGUGCGAUUGCCUCCCGACUCGGUCGCAAAAUCACUUGGGAUCCAUCGAGCGAACAAAUCACCGGCGACGACGAAGCCGCAAGCUUCUUCGCACGCAAGCCGCGUGAGGGCUUCGAGAUCCCCCGGGUGUAA